AUGUCAGAGUCAUCGAGUAAUCAGACAGCAAAACAAGAUCCAAAAAAGAUGAAUGAGAACACUUUGAUCUGUGAUCAAGAAUCAAUGUUUGAUUUAGAAAUGAAGCAAUCAUAUGAAAAUAAUGAAGAAGAAAACAAAGGAACAGCAACAGCAGUAACAGAAGCAGAAGUAGUAGCAGUAGCAGAAUCAGUAACAGCAGAAGAAACAUUAGAAGAUAUAGAAAUAAAAAAACCCCAAGUCAAAGCCAAAAAUCAUAAUUUGGAAACCCAAAAACUUAAUCAAAAACCAAAAGAACGAUGGGUAGAUAAAGACCCAGUAUCCGGUAUAAGACUUAAGUCUCGGACAAGUUCAGUAGUUGAACAAGAAAUGCAACUAUUGGACCUUGAGUUUAUUCCAGUCCAUUCAUUAGAAGCCCAUGCUUCGUUGUUUUAUUCAACUCGAAUUGGAACCAAACCCUUGACAAAAUGGGGCACAAAGGGUGUAGUCGAGCGUAUAAUCUGUAGCCAAAAGUUUUCAGUAGCCAAGGUUACCAAUCUAAGAGGAAACUAUUUUCAUCUGUUUCUGUUUGGACAAGCAUUCAAAACCCACACAAAACGUAUUACUGUCGGUAGUGUCUUGUGUGUCUGUAAUCCUGUCGUCACUCGACCUACACAAUUAAACUCGGCCGUGGGAUUAUACGUAUCUGAUUCAAAACAGAUUUCCGUGGUGGGAAUGAGUAUGGAUCUAGCCCAAUGUAAUGCAUUUGUAAGUGACACUAAACAAUGUGAUUCAAUGAUUGAUAGUCGUGCUGGAGAGUUCUGUGAUGUACACAUCAAAAGAGCAUUUGGCAUGUCACGUAACACUCGCAUGGAGUUAGCCUCUGGAACUACUGGGUUAGAUGUGUGUUGGAUUCAAAAGCAACAAUCUAUCCAAGGCACUCUCUUCAAGGCCACGACAGAAAGAAAAAAGAGAGAUCGCAAGGAAGAUAGUUACAUCAUUGAAGGAAAGGGAACCUUUACUUCAGAUGGCAUUGAAACCAAAGUCAAAUCGACGCCCACAGAGAAACCACAACCUCAAAAUGAAGCAGACUUGCGUGAGUUCUUAAAGGGCAAGUCAGAUCCUGGUGCAGAAAUGAUCCGAAGACUAAGAGGAAUUAAAGAAACAACAACAGCGUCGGCCUUAUCUAAAGAAGCCAUGGCUAAAAUGGGCAUGAGCCGUAGAGAUGUUGAGUUAACAAAUGAAGAUAAUGCAGCAAAGAAACGUGCUAUCGAUGCUCUCAUGGCAAGCCAAUCAAAGACAAUCAAAAAAGAUCCAAAGAAGCCUCGCUACAUUGACCUUUAG
This is a messenger RNA of Phycomyces blakesleeanus NRRL 1555(-), 1320 nucleotides long. RefSeq lists its product as hypothetical. Gene Ontology annotation, cellular component: replication fork protection complex; nucleus. NCBI's taxonomy places the organism in Eukaryota, Fungi, Mucoromycota, Mucoromycetes, Mucorales, Phycomycetaceae. Gene Ontology annotation, molecular function: DNA replication origin binding; single-stranded DNA binding. The record is from RefSeq and is a predicted model, not a curated record. The transcript has 8 exons. Gene Ontology annotation, biological process: DNA replication; DNA replication initiation. The coding region runs from base 1 to 1320 and encodes 439 amino acids.